This is a messenger RNA of Brassica rapa (field mustard), 988 nucleotides long. RefSeq lists its product as uncharacterized. The record is from RefSeq and is a predicted model, not a curated record. Lineage: Eukaryota; Viridiplantae; Streptophyta; Magnoliopsida; Brassicales; Brassicaceae.
UAAUCGUGAAUAAGUGGUUACAAGGCAGUUCUGCUGGAAAUGGGUAUAUAAAAAAGGGAUGAAAAGAUCAUUGCUUUAUCGUUCUCUACCAUCUUCAAUCGAAAAUAUAAUCAAUUAUUUUUGGAGAUUUUGUUCUCUCAAGAUGGCUGAUAAUAUCCGAAGAUCCUUACAAGAUAUCAACUUCGGCGCUGAAGACGAACCUUUUGUCCUUCCAUCAGAUGUGGUGCGUCAAGCAGAGGAGGAGAAUCGUUUUAUCCUAAUCGGGCGUCCGGUGAUGCCGAGAAAGCAGAACCUGCGUGCAAUUGUUGCAACAAUGCCACGAAACUGGGGUUUUGAUGGUGUGGUUCGCGGACGAAUCAUUGAACAUAGACGUUUCCAAUUCGUCUUUCCAACAGAGGAAGCCAUGGACACGGUGAUCAGAAGAGGACCCUGGGCGUAUGCAGAUCGUAUGCUGGUCUUACAGAGAUGGACGCCCCUGAUGGAUAUGGGUACGCUCAAUCACAUUCUUUUCUGGAUCCAGAUAAGAGGAAUUCCCCUUCAAUACAUGAAUCGCCUGGUGAUUGUACACAUUGCUCGCGAACUUGGAGAGUACAUCCAAAUGGAUUACAAUGAGGAGGUGGGAGGCAGAAUGGAGUUUGUCAGGGUUCGUUUGAACUGAAAUGUCAACAACCCCCUAAAGUUCCAGAGAAAUUUCCAGUUCAGUCCUGGUGUCAACACAUUACUUCGGAUUCAGUACGAGAGACUCCGUGGUUUCUGUGAAACCUGUGGUAUGCUCACACAUGAUUCUGGAGCAUGUUUGAUCCAGAAUGGCGGUGCGGGUCCAAAUGAUGAAGACAACGACAGUGGAGGAGAGGGAGAUGAAGGUGUGGAACACGUUCCAAACCAAGGUGUGAUCAUUGAGGAAAUAAAUGAAGAGGUAAAUGAAGGAGACAAUGCUGCUGAUGGUCAACAACCGGGGGCUGCUGCUGAGAUUGAGGAUCCUGAACAA